Messenger RNA from Cyclopterus lumpus (lumpfish), 1737 nucleotides. RefSeq names its product elongator acetyltransferase complex subunit 6 (gene elp6). Gene Ontology annotation, cellular component: elongator holoenzyme complex. The transcript is spliced from 7 exons. Gene Ontology annotation, biological process: tRNA wobble uridine modification. NCBI's taxonomy places the organism in Eukaryota, Metazoa, Chordata, Actinopteri, Perciformes, Cyclopteridae. The record is from RefSeq and is a predicted model, not a curated record. Bases 249 to 1073 code for a protein of 274 amino acids.
AAAAAUCCACUCGUCUUUGGUGACUAGCAUGCGACUUGACGUUAGCACGGCAGCUAACGCUAAUUACGAGGAAAGCAGUGAAACUGUGGAGGAAAAAAUAAGAAUAUUUGACCCAUAAAUCAACAAAACGCGCUUUGAGAUGAAUCCCAGGGGACGACUUCUACUUCGUAACGUUAUUUCAUCUCGCUAACAACCCGUUUAGCCAGCUAACGUUGUAUUAUUUACAGCUAACAGGUUAAAAAGCAGCUAUGUUUACAGAGCUCAACAGCAUCUUGAACACCACUCCCGACAGCUUCACGCAGGGGGACUUUAUCCUGCUCUCCGACAGACAGAGUGAUGCCUCUUUCCUUAUUCACCACUUCCUGUCUUUGUAUCUACGAGCACGCUGCAAAGUGUGGUUUCUGGGUCUGGUGCAGUCCUUCAAUCAUUACAGCGCAAUAAGCCAGAGACUGGGUGUGAGCCUCACGCAAGCCAAGGAAAAGGGUCAGCUGGUGUUCUUGGAGGGACUGAACGAGUCGCUGUCGGUUUUGAUUCCUCGAGAAGCCGACACGGGAAGUGAAGCCAUGGGCUUCCUCAGGGAUCCUGCUGUCGGCCUGAAGAGUCUCUACGAGUUUGUCCGGACCAGUGCCACCAGUUCUGGCGGCGGGGAGCCGGAGCCGGAGGAGUGGGGGCCCCCGGUGCUGCUGGUGGACGACCUCAGCGUGCUGCUGAGUCUGGGGGCGAGCGUCGGCGCCGUGCUGGACUUCAGCCACUACUGCCGAGCCACCGUCUGCUCCCAGCUGCAGGGCAACGUGGUGAUGCUGGCGCGCUGCGACGGGGAAGAAGAAGAGGAGGACGGAGACGACGGAGGCUCGGAGAGGCUUCUGAGGGGCCUGACCCACCAGUGUAGCCUCACUCUUCAUGUACAGGGUCUCCCCACUGGCUACUGCAGGGACAUACACGGGCAGGUGGAGGUGUGCUGGAGGAGGAGACGAGGUGACGGGCGGUGCACGCAGAAGAAACUCUUUCAGUACAAGGUGCACGACAAAGGCGCCUCCUUCUUUGCUCCCGGGACGUCCAGCGCCGUUCUCUAGUUCCACCGUUAAAGCGGCCUCGUUUUUUUUUUUGUGCCUUUUUUGUCUCGUUUUACACACGGCAACUGACUGUUAUGUUUUAAUAUCACCGGACAACGCACACACACACACACACACACGCGCUGGACUGUUUUCAGGGAGCCGGACAAAUUCACCAACCGUCCUUUUUUACGUUUGGAUGCUCGCCGCGGCGUCAACGACGCGCAGCCCCGGACGCCGGGGCGGUCUGCAGGAAGGACGCCGCCAUCCUUCCUCUGAAUCCCUGCCCGCUUCUCUUACUUUCACAUAUUCAAUUAAGUGAAACGAGAAAAACAAAAUGACAGUUGAGUUUUGAUUCAUCAGGCUGGUUUUGCUGAAGGUAUGACUCGUGAUGGCGAGUGGACAUUAAUGGACCGACUGAUUCAGAAUUGUUUAUUUGCCAAGUACAACAAAUAAGCGACCUCAAGGUGCACGUACAAGGAAUUUGACAAGGUGAAAGGUGCGUAACAAAACAUAGAAAUAGAAUAAAACAAUAAACAUUUAAUUUAAGAUAAUAAUUAAAAUAUAUUGUUGACCAAUAAACAAAAAGGGAGUGCUUGGUACAUGAAUAACUACAUAAUAUGACUAUUCUUACCACUGAAUGGAUUUUUGUUAGAGUAAAAAUAAAAAAAAUAAUAAAGCGUAA